AGUCAUAUGUAUUGUGAUGACGGUAUUGAUUUGACUAGAUUCUCUCGUAAACUUUCCAGCUGAGGUUUCUAUACAAAAAUGCGAAAAGAAAAAUUAAUUAAUUCUUUAAUCAAUGAGGCGAAAUCUAGCGAAAUUAAUUAAAACGUGAACACUUAAAUAAAACCGUUGUAUUGGUAUUGGCACAUAUGUCAAGUGACGCUACUCAUUAUUAUGAAGGUCUCCAGCAGGAUUCAGAUUUAUCAGAUCGACCUGUGCCACCUGCUGAACCACAAACAUCUACCACACAAGAGCUUGGUUAUCUUAACCAAGUUUCCGAAAUUUCGAUAAGGCAAUUGCCUGACGUUCGAGAAAUGACUCGUGGCACGGAAGAACCAAAUCAGUAUGUCAUAGUUGAAAAAUCCACUGGAGAAUUGCUAUAUAAAGUUAUUGAAGAUCAUGCCGUGUGUAUGCAGCAAAUUUGUUGCAGCAAUAGGACUUUCACCCUCCGUCUCGUGGACAAAUUCAACAGAGAAAUUAUCAAAAUUAUUCGACCGCACAUAAGUUGUAAUUGGUGUUGUGGUCUUACAGACUUUUACGAUAAAGUCGAAGUUUGGGUCAGAAACUUUAAAAGCAUGAGAUUUGAUUGGAGGAAAUUUGGCUACGUUAAGAAAUUCUGGUGCCCAUUACUUCCAUUAUUUCGUGUUUACGAAGGAGAAGCAGGAGACUCUCAAUUUGCCAUCACGGGUCCUGUGGUCACCGCUGGAGCUUCUACUUUCACAAUAAAGAAAUCCUGGACAUCUACUGAACCUCUGGGGAUAAUUAGAAAAGAAUGGGCUGGCCUUUGUCGAGAGUUUACCUCAGAAUAUGACGUUUUUUCUCUCAAGUUCCCUCCCGAUAUCGAUGAGAAAAUGAAAGUGAUUUUAAUUGGUGCCUUAUUUUUAAUUGAUUACAAAUUUUACGAAGGUGCAGCAUGUCUGUAGCUUAUUUAGCCCUGAACAAAUUGUUAACAUGGAUCAAUUUAUUAAAUUAAUAACGUGUAAUAUUAAUCUCAUAUUUCCUUCCAGUAUAAAAUUUGCAAAAACCAAAGAAUUAUGCCUAGUAAAAACUCUUUAUGUAAUAUAGUGUAAUAAGCCCUGGUUCGGGCUAAAAAUUAACAAUUGUACAUGUUUCAUUAAUAAUAAUAAAUAUUACUUAUGUAUCUUCAAAUUCUA
This is a messenger RNA of Folsomia candida, 1190 nucleotides long. RefSeq names its product phospholipid scramblase 3. Bases 186 to 959 code for a protein of 257 amino acids. Gene Ontology annotation, biological process: plasma membrane phospholipid scrambling. Gene Ontology annotation, cellular component: plasma membrane. NCBI's taxonomy places the organism in Eukaryota, Metazoa, Arthropoda, Collembola, Entomobryomorpha, Isotomidae. Gene Ontology annotation, molecular function: phospholipid scramblase activity. The transcript has 3 exons. The record is from RefSeq and is a predicted model, not a curated record.